UUAUAUACACACACCUAAUACAUACAUCAUUACACUCGUAUAGUUAAUAAUUUUAUUCACUACAUAGUUACUUAAUUAACAUAAUUUAUCCAAUCAGCUCUGACGCACAUUGCCGCUCAGUAUUUGAAAUAAAAGUCAAUUAAAUAGACGUAUGUCUGGACAUAAAUCUCAGUGAUAUGUGGGACUGUCUUCAAUAUUAGAUAAUUGUCUUAUCAUUUGUGAUAAGUCGUAUUAUAAAAGUUCUCACGUGCUUUUAAGUUUUAGUACAGCAUUCUUGUCGUAAGCCGCCUGUAGUGUUUACAACUUGUUUAUUAUAAUAUUUAUUCAGAAUGAAGAUCGUGAUUUUUGGAUCCACGGGCAUGACCGGCCUUUGCGCUGUAGAAGCUGCUUUAAAGAAAGGAUAUGAAGUUCGUGCAUUUGUACGUGAUGCUUCCAAGCUUCCUGAAGACCUAAGAUCCAAGGUUGAGGUAGUUUUGGGAGAUGUUCUCGAGUUUGACUCUGUAACAAAUGCUGUUGAUGGAACCGAUGGAGUAGUCAUCGCAUUGGGCACCAGAGGCUGUCUCGACCCAACUUCAGACAUGUCUGAGGGUACCAAGAACAUAGUUGAUGCUAUGAGAGCAAAGAAUGUCAAUAAUGUAUCUGCAUGUAUUUCUGCCUUUUUGUUCUACGAUGAAGACAAAGUUCCGGAGAGGUUCAUACCACUGACAAAAGACCACAGACGGAUGUAUGAGGAGCUAAAAGGUUGCGGUUUGAAUUGGAUUGGAGUAUUUUCACCUCAUAUCUCUGACGACCCAAGUCGCGAUAUCAUCGUCGAGGUGAACCCAGAAAAGUCUCCAGGAAGGGCAAUCUCCAAACACGAUUUAGGAAAGUUCCUCGUCGACUCCCUUACAGAACCCAAGUACUAUAAAGCCGUGAUCGGCCUCUGCAAUGUCCCUAAGUAAUAAUGUUAUGCCGUUUAUCAAUUUCCUUGAAAUAUAAUAUUUACUCAUGACUCUUUUACAAAUUUUAAUAGUAUUUAUACAAAUAUAACUACCGGUUUCGAUUGCUGUGAACGACUCAAAAAUCACAAAACAUGUCUUGAUGUACACAGUGCAGUGUGAUUAAAGUUCUGUUCACGUGCGUUUUAUCAAAAUUAAAACAUGUAGUUUUUUUUUGUUGUUUUUAUUAAAACAUUUGCUUUUAUAGUUUACUAGCUAUUCUUUAUAGUAGCUUAAACUAUUAUGUACAUAUAAAAAAAAGUUUAUUGAUUUAUGUGAAAAUCCCUAUUGAGUGAAAUUUAAAUAAGUUCUUAUAAUCAUAAUUAUUAGUUGUUGCCUUGGGUGUUUGUAAAACUAAUUUUAAUAGGUAAUAGUAGGAUUGGUAAUACAUACCUACCUAUACAACAUAAAUUAUGUCAAAAACACUACAUUAAAUUAAAGUUUUGUCAAUCUUUGAAACUGCGUGUAAUAUUUUGUUCUAAUGUAAUAUGAUUAUUUAACCUUAACAUAAUUAAUUUAAAUGUUAUUUGUGUUAUUACACGUCUGCAUUCUUGUACACAAUACACUUUCUGUCUGGUUUGCAAAUUCGUAUCAAAAAACAGUGUUUGUCGUGUCGCUCGGUCGCGCGACAAGUCGUGAAUAUAGUGGGGUGUCGUAAUAAUAACAAGCGAGCUAAUGGUAUUUAAUUGUAGAUAUAUUUUGAUAUACACUACUGCGUAGUUAAUACCUCGGAUAUUUUUCAAGUGGUAAUUUUGGACAAAAUUUUCAUAGUUUUUAGACUUCUAGAGUCUUGACAAAAACGGAAAUUGCUUUUUGUGGUUUUGUGAAUAAACGUUUUUUUUUAGCACAAUAGCUGUCCGAGUAUGGCCCCUGUGUUUCAAUGGCUUGUUUUUUCAAAGAGAUACUGUGUUAUUAUAAAUUAAUAGUUAACAUUUUUAAAAUAUUUAAAGGAUCGUAUUAAAUUGCGAAUACUGGAUGGUUGCGUUUUGCAUUUUAAUGUUAGUGUGAGAAAUAUAUUAUUAUUUUAUGAUA
This is a messenger RNA of Leptidea sinapis, 2009 nucleotides long. RefSeq names its product flavin reductase (NADPH). The transcript is spliced from 3 exons. The record is from RefSeq and is a predicted model, not a curated record. NCBI's taxonomy places the organism in Eukaryota, Metazoa, Arthropoda, Insecta, Lepidoptera, Pieridae. The coding region runs from base 330 to 941 and encodes 203 amino acids.